This is a messenger RNA of Nicotiana tabacum (common tobacco), 719 nucleotides long. Lineage: Eukaryota; Viridiplantae; Streptophyta; Magnoliopsida; Solanales; Solanaceae. The record is from RefSeq and is a predicted model, not a curated record.
ACUGUUGACCAUCCAUUCUCGUCUUUCUUCAAUUCUCCGACUGAACUCUUUUUCCGUCUUCUCGAGCGGACGAUCUAUCGGAAACAGCCUCAGUGUCUGCAUAUACACUGUCCUCUCCAGACCAAACUUGUAGGAUUUAUGGUCCGUUGUUGUUGUACAAUUAUGUCAAGCUUGAUGGGCUCAAAUGGUUUGGUCUUGGCAACAGCCAUGGCUGUCUCUGCCGGCACUGUGCUUCUUUUUGAUCUUCUUCAGGAAAAGUAUUUGUCAACUAUUCAGUUUGAACUUACAAACAAUAAACAAGAAUAUUCCCCACAUGGAGAGCAUAUUCUAAAGUCUUGUUUAUCUUCAGGUGAAAAGAACAAAGAUUUGAGGAAGAAGAAGAGAGUUCAUUUUGCAGCUAAUGUGAAAGAUUCAAAUGGAAAUGGCGAGGAAUAUAGAAGGGAAUUUAAUUAUAGCAAAGUUCUUAGUAAUUCUUGUGGUAUGCCAGAAUCGUAGAACUUUGUACACUGGGAUUCUCAAGAAUGGGGUGCAUGGACUUCACUCAUUGAUCAGUAAAAAAAAAAGGAAAUAUUAAAUAAAUAAAAAAUAGAAAUUGAGAGAGGAAGAUUUUAGGCUCUCCCAAUUUGGUUGUAAAUAAAUCUUGAUGUAUGAACAUUACUUUAGAAUAUGAAUAUCUAGUCGAUUGUUUUCUGCCAAUGAAAUUAACAACAUUUAAUUUA